UAUGCUGCUUGAAGACUUCUACAACUUCCUAAGCUUGGUGUUUGCUGUGGAUGAAAUCAACCACAACCCUAACAUAUUGCCAAAUCUACAUAAAUACAUAAAAAGAGUUAAUUUUACAAACACACUGGGACAAGACAUCUAUUUUAAUGAUGGAGAAAUAUCCAUUGGGUAUGAUAUAUAUAAUGUGAUCCAUUAUCCAAACUGGACAAGAAAUUCACAAAAAGUUGGGAGUUUUUACUUGCAUGCUCCACCUGGGAGACAAAUCAUUCUAAAUCAAGAUGCAGUAGUCUGGGAAAACAAGUUUGCCAAGCGGAUCCCUCGAUCAGUGUGCAGUGAGAAGUGCAUACCAGGAUACAGAAAAUCUGUCCGUGAAGGACAGCCAGUUUGUUGCUAUGAUUGCCUACUUUGUCCAGAAGGACACUUUUCCAACCAGACAGAUGUAGACGUGUGCAUAAAGUGUCCAGAAGACCAAUGGCCUAAUGCACAAAAGACAGAAUGUUUCAAGAAAGCCAUUACAUUCCUGUGCUUUGAAGACCCAAUAGGAAUUGUCCUGGCUUUUUUUGCCAUCUUAUUUUCACUUAUGGCUUCUGUUGUUCUUGGGAUCUUUAUUAAGUAUCAAAAUACUCCAAUUGUCAAAGCCAACAAUCGAGAUCUCAGCUUCCUAAUUUUAGUAUCACUCAUGCUCUCUUGCCUUUGCUGUCUGAUUUUUAUUGAAAAACCAGACCAGGUGACCUGUUUUUUGCGCCAAGCAAUUUUUGGAAUCACCUUUUCCAUUUCUGUAUCAUCUCUUUUAGGAAAAACAUUCAUUGUGGUCAUAGCCUUUAAUGCAACCAAACCUGGGAAAAACUUAAAAAAGUGGGUGGGGACCAAAGUUCCUAAAUGUAUUGUUUUCUUUUGUACAGUUAUUCAGGUCUUUAUUUGCAUUUUGUGGAUCAUUAUAGCCCCUCCUUUCACCUCAUAUAACACACAGUCAGAAAUGACAAAGAUCAUCCUAGAAUGUGAUAAGGGGACGGCCUUUGCUUUCUAUGUCAUAUUGGGAUAUUUAAGUAUCCUGGCAUCUGUAUGUUUUGUUGUUGCAUUUUUGGCACGAAAAUUACCUGAUACAUUUAAUGAUGCUAAACUGAUUACUUUUAGCAUGCUUGUGUUCUUCACUGUUUGGGUAUUUUUUAUUCCUACAUACCUCAGUGCCAAAGGGACCUCUACAGUGGCAGUUGAGGUAUUUGCCAUCUUGGCCUCCAGUUCUGGGAUUUUGGGCUCGAUAUUUGCUCCUAAGUGUUAUAUUAUUUUAAUUAAACCUCAGACAAACAGGAAAAACUUUUUAUUGAAAGGUUCUCUAUAG
This is a messenger RNA of Nanorana parkeri, 1339 nucleotides long. RefSeq names its product vomeronasal type-2 receptor 26-like. NCBI's taxonomy places the organism in Eukaryota, Metazoa, Chordata, Amphibia, Anura, Dicroglossidae. Gene Ontology annotation, biological process: G protein-coupled receptor signaling pathway. Gene Ontology annotation, cellular component: membrane. Gene Ontology annotation, molecular function: G protein-coupled receptor activity. The record is from RefSeq and is a predicted model, not a curated record. The annotation marks the transcript as partial. The transcript is spliced from 4 exons.